CCUAGAGCGCAGUCACACCCACUGCUGGUCCAACAGCGACUUCGACCCAUGCGUUAGUCGCUUUUUGGGGUGGCGAGAACAGGGUUGUCGAGGCUGACCAGAAGGCAUGUAAGAGAGGUCGCGGAGAUGCUUCGCCACAGGAACUGGGUCCGAACAAACUGCCUGACGGCGGCAUGUUAAAGCGUAUGCCAGGGCCAUUAAAGAAGCUGCAGGCCCAGCCAUGCUUCUGCCAUCGCGAGCUGUGCAGAGAUUUGUAUGUUGAGAGAGACUGGUCAUUUGUUCCAGGAACGUGCAUUGAACCAUCUCAGGCACCCAGCCCAGCAUGACCAACCAGCCUCCACUUGAGAGAUCCCUUCCUGUUCUGAUACGGCUGCAUGGGACUCGAGAACCGUCAAGCAGCCUCGACGUGAACCCCUCAGGCCACUCGAUGGACAGCGACCUUUUCACCGCCCGGGCACCAUCGUCUCGGUCGUCGCUCCUCCCGGAACGCCCCGUAUACAACAGCAACGGGUGGCAGUCUCCACCGCCAACACCGCUUCCCGAUCCAGACGUUGAGAUAGCUGACCAGCUCAUGGAGGAGAUCGUAUUCGGCUUCGGGGAGACGCUGCCCUCCCGAACCACAACCCUCACAGUCGGGAACGAAUGCGCGGCAGACGUCCCGGCCACUCUUUGCACCGUACCUGAGAACCCGGCCGGCUCACAAACAGACGGCUCCCCCGCGUUGCACACCGAGGCAUCAACUCCGCGAGCUGAUGCGUCCUCCUUCGGCGGCCCCAUCUGGUCAGCUUCGCCGGGGGAGAGGGACAUGUUUGGGCAUGAUCUUCUUCCCCUGACGCCGGCGCUCACUCCGAUUCGCAAGCGGUCCGCGAGCCCCCUAUCCGGUCCUCGUCAGGAGAGACGACGGAGGGUGGAAGCACAGCCCGUUGACGAGGCCUUGGGGGAGGAAUUCUCCAUAGACAUCGGCUUUCGGGAGCUCGCUCGCAGCCCAGCAGCAACCAAUGGUAGCGAGGGUCAACUCGAUUCAGAUCUGGUCGGAACGCCGGGCUAUCCCGCGAGCGAACCGGACACUUGCCAGCCCGGCCCGAACGAAAGAGAAACGAACAGCUACCUUGCAUACCGUUCUACCCAGGGGGAGCGGGUCGACCACACAUCAGAAGGUAAGCCAAGCUUUGUUGUUGUGAUCGUGACGCUUGUUUGAUCUCAGCUGACAGAGCGGCCCGGCAGAGGUCCCUUUAAGCACAGAAACGCGUCCGGCGGAGGAGUCACGGGCCACUCGGCCGC
This is a messenger RNA of Thermothelomyces thermophilus ATCC 42464, 1281 nucleotides long. RefSeq lists its product as uncharacterized. Bases 323 to 1198 code for a protein of 291 amino acids. NCBI's taxonomy places the organism in Eukaryota, Fungi, Ascomycota, Sordariomycetes, Sordariales, Chaetomiaceae. The transcript has a single exon. The record is from RefSeq and is a predicted model, not a curated record.